AUGAAGGUUCAGUACAAUCCGAUGCGAAAUUCGUUCACUGUCAUUGGGCCCAGGGAACGAGAUAACGAGGCACAGCAGGCUUUCGUGGGAGUUGUCAACAAUUUCAUAGAAAAGCUUUACACAAAUAACCUUGGGGACAAUCAAUACCUCACUCGAGGUAAAAUUGUCCGUCCGAACACGACACAGAUGUUCGUUCGGAAGCUCCAAUGGUCAGACGAUCCAAAAGUUUUAUACAAAGAUGAUGCAGAUGAGAUUUCUGAGGUCUUCGAGGAAAUCAAGCAUGAAGUUGAAGGUGUUAGAUUUGAGAAAUUUCACAAAUGGACUCCAAAAUACAGAGACACUUUCCGCGAAUGCUUCUUUGGUGACGGUGUCGACGCCAUUGAUGAAAUUUCGAAGGCAACCCGCUGCGUCAUGAAAGUCGACUGGGUCACCAGAGAAGUCAAAAUCGGAGCACACAGCGACAUCGCCUUGGAAGCUGGGUUGGAGAAAUUGAACCUUGCUGAGAAGUACUUCAAUUGGGACUACAAGAAAUUUACAUCUCAUAUUAUCAACAGCGAUGGAAGGGCCUAUUUUGAGAUCCGUCUUGUCCUAAUCACGAAGCAAAUAACCAAUAUUUUGAGAACCACGCUGUUCCCACCUGCCGAUCAGUAUAGCAGCCUUGGAGGAAGAGACCGAUUGGCAUCUGCGCGUCUUGCCGAGUAUAACCCUGCUUCGGACAAGUUCGACAAUGUCGUCUUUAACUGCAUCCCCACCUACAAUGCUGGUCAAACGGAAACCGAUAUUUGGAAAGGCUACACCUAUACUCCGCACGUCGCUAGAACUGUCACCCCAAUUCUCAGCGAUGAACCGCUUAUUUCUGUGGACGAGGUUCCCAAGCAACCGAGCGAAACUGUUACCGCCCAGCCACCACCUGCCCCUAUUGCAUCAAAGAGACCUGCUCCUACCGUAGCCCCUUCGAUUCGGCCGAGCGAGUCUGUUGAUGGUAGUUUGAACUUCGGAAUUCGACCACAAGACAUUAUAAUCGACCUUGAGGCCCAGCAAAUAGACUUUCCCACUUUGGCGCCAAAGCGGAAAGCUCGCAAUGCUAAGCCCGACACUAAGACUACUGCAUCCCCCAGUGUCGUCUCUGAAGCUCCAAGUCAACAAACUCCAGUUACAUCACAAACGUCGGUCAAUCCAUCGCCAGGAGGCUUAUCUAUAGCAACGACUCGUCCUAGUGGGCCAUCAGGUUCCGAAGCAAGUUCUGCAACCGCUCGACGCCCAAGAAACCCUAGGAAGGUAAAGAAGGCCGCUGAAGAUGGCGAAGGUUCUCAGGAUGUUGGAACCGAGGUUGCAUCCGUCGCUGGUUCUAUUCAAACCGAGAGAACCUUCAAGACAAUGAGUCUCGCCAGUGAGCCAAGCACUGAGGCAACCGGAAACAAGCAGGAAUAUCAAACCCGAACCUAUAAGAAUACUCAGAGCCAAAAGGCUCCGCGCCGUAAGGCUAACUUCGACAAUUUUGAAGCCCUCCAGAAACAUCAAGAUAAUGUCUUGCAUACAGUCUUUAGCGAAGGCUUUGAAGAUGUCAGAAGAUUUUCCGGGGAGCUGAAAUUCGAGGCUAGGCUUGGAAGAAUCUGUUUUCCGUUGGUCCCAAAAAAGUAUCUGAAGUCAUCCUAUGGGUUUCAGUGGGCCAGCUGGGAAGCAGAGCUCGAGCGUGCUGGUAUCCAGACCCUAUUUACGGAUAUCAUCUCAGUUUCACCAUCCGAUGCCGACUUUGUUGUCGGGCUGAAGGUUAGCAAAGGCGACGCUAUGUUCGAGAAUCCACCAAGCACACGCAAGGUCACCUACGAUAUUGAAGGUCUCACUUUUCAAAAAGUUCCAUUCAUAAUCUCUAUCAAUGCUGAGACAUUUGAGUUUGAAGUUCGGGGAAAGGAGGAGAGUUUUGGGAAUGUCUAUGUCAACUGUCCAUGUUCAACCUGGGAUGCGGAUUUCCGUCUCACCGGCUCCAAAAUCAUGAAGGCCCUCCGACCGCAAGCCCAGAAGCUCAUCGAAACGUUAGAAGUAGACACGGAUCUCCAUUACCCUGAUUUAAUCAUCAACACUUAUGAAUUAGGCCUGGAAAUUACUCGCUGUGUCGUUCGUCGUCAAACUCACCAUAUGAUCGUCCCCUCCGACAUUCACUUUGGUCACGAAUUUACUCUCGUUGUCACUGAGAAUAUCGAACUUCGACUCCUAGAGCGCGAGGACCUGCCAAAUAUUAUUCGUUUUUGUGCAGUUCCGGGCGUUGAGAGUUUCCGCCAGAAUAUGACUUGGUACACGAUGAGUGUCGUUUCCGACCCUACUGACCAAGUCUUCUGGAAGAAUCGAUCCCUAGCGAUCACAGAGUUGACAGACACUGCUGCAAAGGAUUUUUUGUUCAAGAAAGCGACAGAUGACAAGACAAUGCUUGCCGCGAUGUUCCAGGUUGUUUGCAAUCUGAUUUCAAAGAUCAACAAUGUUGGAUAUGACAAUACACAGUUUACUCAUCAUACAGCCUGA
Molecule: messenger RNA, 2517 nt
Organism: Orbilia oligospora ATCC 24927
Lineage: Eukaryota; Fungi; Ascomycota; Orbiliomycetes; Orbiliales; Orbiliaceae
Exons: 5
Coding region: 1-2517 (838 amino acids)
Source: RefSeq, a predicted model, not a curated record